Molecule: messenger RNA, 2787 nt
Organism: Lachancea dasiensis
Lineage: Eukaryota; Fungi; Ascomycota; Saccharomycetes; Saccharomycetales; Saccharomycetaceae
Source: the annotation of a GenBank genome assembly
AUGGUACCCCCCAGCGAUGGGAUGCCUGACGUUGCACCAGAAAUUGGGACCUCUGCGCCGGGUUCAGGAAUGGGUGAUAUCGGCCCUCUAUCAGCACAGCUAUCAGAACAUCUUGCGGAUGAUAUAACUCAAAGGCAACCCUUGAGUACUUCUGGCUCUGCAUCGCCCUUUGGAUCCGAACAACCCGCUGACCAUACAGAGAAUCUUAUAGACGAUCCAACAUUGAAACUGGAUAUGCAAGAAACCCUAGAUCAUGAAAACUUUUCAAAGUUAUUAGAACUGGAUUCUAAAAAUGAUGACGAUCUUUUCUCCUCUGCAGACCUGCUGGAACACGAUAUAUCAGAGGACUUGGGUAAACUGGUACCGGGCGAUUCACAAACGGCACACGAUGCUCGACUGAAUCAAUCUGAGGACCCGCAUGUAACGAAUGGAGGGGCAUUAGAUGAUGUACAUUCGCAUGGAGGUGAAAGUCAUCAUUCAGAUCAAGACUCGAAAAAUCAUAAUGAGCAGAACGCUCAGCAGGUCCAACCGUUGCUUCCACAGUCAACGCUAGCUCCGCAGUCACAAGAACAUCAGUAUCAGCACAGUGGACUAGAUCAACGAGAAAGGAUUGAAAGCUCAAUUCAGCGACAAGAAGAACACGAACUGCAAUCACCACAAACUAAAAUGCAUCACCAACAACAGCAUGGACGCUCUCACUCAGGUAGCUCACAUUCCUUGAAUGAUAUUAAUUUAGAUUUAGAGCCUGAAAUACCGUCACUUCAAGACGACUCAUCGACAAUCACGAGGGCAUUAUACAAUCCCGACACUUUCCAUGUCACUCCUGAAUUACCAGAUGACACAACUGCAACUAUUACCGAAUCGAAGAAUGGCCAAAGUGCUCAGCAAGGGCAAAAGGAUGAAGUUUCAUCUCCAUCGAAUUUUCAAUCCGUCUCUCUUCCACCUGCCCCACUUCCAGAGAACGCGGUCAACAAAUAUCCACCUGCUCCGCCGAUGGAUGUAGGUGCACAAUUGGUGAUGACUGAAUUCCACGAUCCAACUAUGGAUGAGGCAGAGCAAUCAAAAAUUUCGGCGUACGCUCGGCUAGAUUUUCAGAGCUUCACAUUCUAUGUCCAGACACUACAGGUGAUCAUAGGUCGGCGAUCCGAAAAUGACUUUUCUCAUAAAGUGGAUGUCAAUCUAGGACCAUCCAAAUCGAUAUCCAGAAGACAUGCCCAAAUUUUUUACAAUUUUGGAACAGGCCGCUUCGAACUUUCAAUUAUGGGUAAAAACGGUGCUUUUGUUGAUGAUGCGUUCAUUGAAAGGGGAAUAACUGUUCAGUUAAAGAAUCGAGCAAAGGUACAAAUCGGUCAGAUACCUUUCCAGUUCAUUCUACCGGACCAGGAAGCUAAAGAGAAGAAGGCAAUCGAACCUGUAGACGCAGUAACAAUGAAAAAAACUCUCAGCAAUAACACCAAAUUGGCGGAGGCCUCAAGAAGUGCCACUCCCACUGCUUUACCGUUGAAGGGAACUCCAGAUCCUAAAUCAGAAAAGGCGAAGUUAGAGCCGCCGAAAAAGAAGCCAACCCCAAAGAAACAGGAAAAAAAGGAACCGAAGCCUCCUAAACCACCAAAAAAGGUCUACACACUGGAAGAAAUUCCUUUGGAGUACAGAUCAAAACCCACUGGUUCAUAUUCUAACCUCAUUACAGCAUGUCUUCGAAAAUAUUCGAGCGCCAAGGGAAUGUCUCUCUCCGGCAUAUACGCUGGGAUCAGAGAAUUAUUUCCGUACUACAAGUAUUGUCCUGAUGGUUGGCAGAGUUCAGUAAGGCACAAUCUUUCCUUGAAUAAAUCAUUCAGAAAGGUUUCAAAAGAAGGCAAAGGAUGGUUAUGGGGCUUGAAUGAGGAAUAUAUAGCCGAGCGUGAGAAACAGAAAAAGAAGCAGGCAGAAGCCGCUGCAAUGAAGGCGAAAGCCGCACAAUUAAAACUCGAACAACAGCAACAACAAAAGGCCAAAAAGGUAACCGAAAGCUCAAAUACUGUCAUAAAGUCUGCGUCAAAGAUUCCUCCUUCUCGGCCCAAACCUAAGCAGCCAAAUAUUUCUCAGACGCUGGCUGCCAAUAGAGCGGAUAGAAAGGCGACUGCGGAUGGAAACCAGCGUACAAUGAAAUACCUACAAGAGCAGCUCAUGAUUCUCACGAAAGAGCGUCAUGGGUUGGAUAAGCAAGUCAUGGCCAGUAUUUUAACGCAGGCUCUUGCAAUGACUAUCAAUCAGGUAACACAAGCUGCAAAGUCUAAGGGGAUCACGGGAAAUCCACUAACAGCUUUAAUUGACAAAAACCCGCAGCACCUGAAUUUGAUCUUAGCUGCAGCGGUAAAUGCAGCUACUAUCAAAGUGACAAACGGCAGUGUCAAGCAAUUGGUAAGUAUGCCACCGCCCACGGCAGCAACGCAUCCUGAGGACACCGCGAUGUUGCCCAACGUACAGAAUUCAAGUCAAUCUCUUCAACAUGUCACAGCCCCAUUUGAAAAAGUCAAGUCAUCAGAGUCCUUCGAUCCCAGUUCUUUAUCUAAAUUCUUUCAGCCCAAACAACCACCUCGAGUUUCAACUCCAGUUUCCACUCAAAGUGUUUUGCCAUCAAAGAGACCUUCGAGUGAGACGGAAUCCAGUUCAGAGGAUGAAUCUUCAAGUGCCGAUGACAGCGAUAGCGAGGGAAGUGAUGACGAUUCCUCUGCCCAUUCAGAGAAUGAGGAUAGUGGCAGCGGCAAAGACUCGUCUAGUGACGACGGCAGCUCAGAUGGUGAAUAA